UUUGUCCCCCCUCACUUCCAUAUGACGCCAUUUACAGCAUAAACCCGACCUCUUCUCCGGAAAGAGGGGAAAAAAACAAGACGAGAAAAACUUGAAAGCACCUCAGUGUGCAAGGCAGCCAAACGUUCAACAAUUACAGCGAGUAUUUUUUAGAACUGUCCAGCCUACCUCGGAGUGCAACAAACUCGCAGGCCGUUGGCUAUUUGUGUACACUCAACGGAUUCAAAAGUAUCGCGUGCGCAUUUUGUUCACUUUUCUAAUUCACAAAAAAAGUGGAGCCAGCAAGCCCCUAGUGAUUGAUUCGUUUUUGGCACUAUUUCGCCUCGGGUUCUCUCGCAGUGGAAUGUAUGGCUAUGUUUUUGAUCUCUUAAAAUUGGAAUCUGGAAAUAUUGUUUGUGGCUACUUUAUCAUUGCAUUGGGUUGUGUGGAUGGGAUUCCUGAUUAAUCUAAACAGGAAUAAACUUUUCGAAUUUGGAAUUUAAUACAACAAACGGGGCUGAAGUGGUGCGAACACGGACUUCAGAUGUGUUCAAUGCCAGCCGGAGGGGUCCUUCUUCAGAGCCAAGAUGGAGACCAGUACUCAAAAUGGCAGUGGUGGCGGAGGGUCGGCCGGCUUGCUGCGUGCUUUGCGUGACAGCGGGAGGCUACACCGGCCUCACCAUGCCCAGGAACGGCAGCCCGAUCCUGGGGUAAACCCCAGCCACCAGGCCCCUGUGCUCUCGCUGGACCAGAUCAGGAUCACCGGGAGCAGUAAUGAGUACACAGAGGGACCAACGGUGGGACCCAUUGUGGUCCCUAGGCCCCCUGGCUCCUUGCCCACCCAGCAGAAGAAUGACCUGGUGGUGCCACUGGACCUGGGGACCAAUGAGGAACUGGAGCCCCAGGACUCCAGGCCCAACCAGAGGAACUUACUUCCCCAACUUCCUCAGCCCACACACUCCACAGUCCCCCCUAGGGAUGCCCAAUCUCUUUCUUCUAGCACAGAGGGCUCCAGAAACAGCCCGAGAACCAGUACAGGCAGCACGUCUUCCGUGCAGAGGCUCCUGGGUAGCCCGGCGGUUAGCGAACGGAUAAUCAGGACCCAGCCCAAACGGGUGGAGCUUAAACAGGAGGAAUUGAAGCCCCUGGCGAGUACGGUCGGAGGGGCGGUGGUGGUCACGGUGCCCGGUGGCGGUGCCCCUGCCGCUAGGGAGGGGCUGCUGGGUAAACAUGUCUACCGCUGUGAGGACUGUGGCCGGUGCAAGUGCCAGGAGUGUAUGUGCCCGCGCGCCCUGCCCUCCUGUUGGAUGUGCGGCCGACGGUGCGUAUGCUCGGUGCAGAACGCGGUGGACUAUGGGACUUGCGUGUGCUGCGUCAAGGGCCUGUUCUAUCACUGCUCCAGUGACGACGAGGAUACAUGCGCUGACAAGCCCUUCUCCUGCAGCCAGUCGCACUGCUGCGUGCGCUGGUCGGCCAUGGGCCUCCUUUCCCUGUUCCUACCCUGUCUCCUGUGCUACCUCCCAGCUAAAGGGUGUCUCGCCGCGUGCCAGAGCUGCUACGACCGCGUCAAGCGACCGGGGUGCCGGUGUAAGAACACUAACGUUGUCCACUGUAAGAGCGUUGACUGUAAGCCAACGUAAAGGGAAAGUACCUUGGGUGUUGUGGAGAAUCGAUGGGGGUUUGAGAACUUUGGGCAACUGAAACGAUCACCUCAUCACGUUUUGGCCCAGUAGUCAGAAGUUGAUUGGGGGAUUGGCUAGGCUGAGCUGUUUGACGUGGUUUGUGUCAUUUGUUUUCAGCUAUGGUUGUUAAUACAGGCUGCUUGAUCACCAAGUUUCCUGAUUUUGUAUUGUUUUAAUCGAAGUCCAGAAUGUUAGCUCUUUUGACAUUUAUUAAUACAACUGAUAUGCUAUGGACAGACUCUCCUGACUAACUUGUUUGUGAAUAGUAAAUCGCAAAAGUAUGUAAAUUAGCAAAUGACCUCCUCAGAGAUGUUUUAUUUUUGUAUAUAUAAUAUUUCAACUGUGCAAAGCAUUCUGCCAAACCAGAGGCACCUUGAUGAUAGAUCCAUAUAUAUUAUGUAAUACAAUGUUUAAUGUUGUACAUUCAUGGGAAUGUAUGUCAAUCAUUUUUGAUGUUUGCCUUACAAGAGAAGGACAUUUACACAUCUUGUCCCUUCAACUCCACAUGUAAAUUGUACAGUGACCCUAUAAGAAAAUCUUUAUUUUCUAAUUUCAACAUUGUUUUAGUGGAAAGAAUAUUUAUUUGAAGUUUUAUUAUUUUAUAAAGAAAAUAUUUAUUUUGAGAAGCAUCUUUUAAAAAACAUCAGCCUGUUCAAGUACUCUGAUGUUGUUGCAAGUUAGGGUGACUAGGGUGUCAAAUUGGAUGCAUAUGUUCGCUAUGAAAUAGAAAAAUAUAUUAACGUUUGAAAUUAAACCCUGCUGUUUUUGUCAGUU
Oncorhynchus gorbuscha (pink salmon) is the source of this 2435-nucleotide messenger RNA. Its product is annotated as protein sprouty homolog 2-like. The record is from RefSeq and is a predicted model, not a curated record. Gene Ontology annotation, biological process: negative regulation of fibroblast growth factor receptor signaling pathway; negative regulation of MAP kinase activity; multicellular organism development. The transcript is spliced from 2 exons. Lineage: Eukaryota; Metazoa; Chordata; Actinopteri; Salmoniformes; Salmonidae. Bases 567 to 1619 code for a protein of 350 amino acids. Gene Ontology annotation, cellular component: membrane; cytosol.